Molecule: messenger RNA, 1560 nt
Organism: Helianthus annuus (common sunflower)
Lineage: Eukaryota; Viridiplantae; Streptophyta; Magnoliopsida; Asterales; Asteraceae
Product: putative mediator of RNA polymerase II transcription subunit 26
Exons: 2
Coding region: 60-860 (266 amino acids)
Molecular function (GO): protein binding
Source: RefSeq, a predicted model, not a curated record
UACAUAUAGAUGCACUAAUAACCUAUACAUACAUACACAAACCCUCACAUCCCACACAAAUGUCCGAACAACAACCACCACCACCGGCAGACAACCAACCCAACGGCGGCACCGUCGGCCCUCCACCGGACACCGUUGCUUCAAAACGACACCGUAGACCCAGCGUUCGACUCGGCGACAUUGGAGAUCAACACACAUACGAUAAUAAUCAUAAUAAUAUUCGAAGAACAACAAAGCAGCACCAAUGGAAAUUUGGCGCCAAAGAUUCCAAAUCUUCGAAAACAAGACCACUAGUUAACCUAACAGGUGAGUAUCAAGAUCUUGGUGAAGAUAAUAAUGAUGAGAAUUAUAAUGUUAAUGUGAAUAAUAACAAUAAUAAUAAUAAUAUUAAUAAUGUUAAUAGUGAUAAGAAGAGGAAUGAUAAUGGUGGGGUGAUUGGGAGUUGGAAGGUUAGGGAUUAUUCGAAAUCGAAAAGGGGGUUUUCGGGUUCGAAACGGGUUAGAACAAAUUGGGGGGAGAAGUUUGAAGAUGUGGGUGUGGAUGAAUUUGAUGAUGAUGAUGAAAGUUUGAAUUUUGAGAUGGGAAAUGAGGAUUAUGGUGGUGGGAAUAGAGGGAAAGAAGCUCGGGUUGAAUUCGAUGGACCGUGGGAUAAUAAUGGUUUGGAAAGGGAUGGUGUUCGGGUGUGGUUGAAUCAGUUGGGGUUAGGGAGGUAUGCGCCGGUAUUUGAGGUGCAUGAGGUGGACGAUGAGGUUUUGCCGUUGUUGACGUUGGAAGAUCUUAAAGAUAUGGGGAUAAGUGCGGUUGGGUCGAGGCGGAAGAUGUUUUGUUCGAUUCAGAAGCUCGGUAAAGGGUUUUCGUAAUGAACGAGAAGUUAGAUGUUCCUUUGCUGUUUGAAUGCAAAUUUGUGCAUGAUAAAACGCUUUAGGCGCCCCGAAAUUGUUUUAUUUUUGCUGUUUGGAUGGCAAUUUUUAUGCAUGAUAAAAGACUUUUGACACCCAGCAGUUGCAUCACUUCAUAGUUCUAUCAUACAUGAUGCUCGCAAAUCCUCCAGUAUUUAAACGUAUGCAGUUACAAUCCAGAAAGGAUCAGGCCAAAUUGGUAAGGCGUAAGCUUUCGUUAUCUAUGUCCUCUUGGCGAGCAAUUCUGCAGUUUGUUCUCUAAUUCUCGUUAGUCAACAAUGGCCAUGAUUUUCUCUCGAUGAUGUGUUAAAGACUUCGAGCAAGUAUUAUUUGACCGUGAGUGUCGUAUGUUACACAUGUAUUUACAAACCUUUGGUUGCAAAGGGGGAAGCUAUUCAAGGCCAUUGCUCAAGUCUUGUUUGUAUGUUCACAAGACAUUAUGAGUGUGACACUUUUAUGUGUUUUAAGGUUCAACAAAUAGUAUUAGACUAGAACUAGAUAUAUAGAGGUUAUCAAUGUAUAGUAUUAAUCUCUAUGUUUAUAUAUCCGCUGCAGACACAAAUCUGCUGAUUACUAUGUAACCCAUAUAAGAUCUUCCUGUAAUCAUCUCGACGUCUUCCUUCCAAGAUGCGUCCUAACGAGUCAUGAGACAUUGUUGCUA